AUGGAUGCCAAUCCAGCUCCAUUUCUGUACCCACUAGAGCAUUCUAAAAUUCUUCACCUGGUGAGGCAUGCGGAAGGAAUCCACAACGUAGCAGGAGAGAAAGAUCAUGAUGCCCUGUCAGCUCCUGAAUAUUUUGAUGCACAUCUCUCUCCUUCGGGAUGGCAACAGACGGGCAAUCUAAGGAAGCACGUUCAUGCAUCUGCACUGCUUAAGAGGAUUGAUUUAGUCAUCACUUCUCCUUUGUCAAGGGCCAUGCAAACUGCAACAGAAGUCUUUGGUAGCGAAGGCCAUAUAAAUGGAUCAAAGGAGGCAAAUCUGGACGAUAAUGGGAUAUCUAGUCUCAAUUUCCCACCAAUUGUAGCAGUUGAACUUUGUCGAGAACGUUUGGGAGUUCAUCCAUGUGACAAGAGGAGAACCAUUAGCGAGAAUCGGUCUCGAUUUCCCACAAUUGAUUUUUCAUUGGCAAACAUUUUGUGGACUGCUGAUGCUAGGGAGACCGAUGAAGAAAUUGCAGCCAGGGGCUUGAAGUUUAUGAGCUGGUUGUGGACACGACCAGAGAAAGAAAUUGCAGUAGUUACUCACCAUAGAUUCUUGCAGCAUACGUUGAAUGCUUUAGGAAAUGAUUGUCAUCCGUCAGUGAAAAACAAGAUACGCGAAAAGUGA
This is a messenger RNA of Dovyalis caffra, 663 nucleotides long. NCBI's taxonomy places the organism in Eukaryota, Viridiplantae, Streptophyta, Magnoliopsida, Malpighiales, Salicaceae. The record is from the annotation of a GenBank genome assembly.